Molecule: messenger RNA, 779 nt
Organism: Beta vulgaris subsp. vulgaris (sugar beet)
Lineage: Eukaryota; Viridiplantae; Streptophyta; Magnoliopsida; Caryophyllales; Amaranthaceae
Product: sm-like protein LSM7
Exons: 6
Coding region: 270-569 (99 amino acids)
Biological process (GO): mRNA splicing, via spliceosome; nuclear-transcribed mRNA catabolic process
Cellular component (GO): catalytic step 2 spliceosome; spliceosomal tri-snRNP complex; U2-type prespliceosome
Molecular function (GO): RNA binding
Source: RefSeq, a predicted model, not a curated record
UCCCAAAAGGCCUCCUCAAAAAUCAAAAGUAUAUUAAAAAGCCAAUACACACUGGCAACCCGCAACUAGACUCUGACAGACAGGGGCAAGGCCACUGUUGUAGCAACGGCGUGUGUGCUAAGGUUACAGCGGCGGCGAGUUUCUUCAUUUGGUUGCGCACUGAUUUCACUUGUACGCCUCUUCACUCUAAAAUACGAUUCUCAGGUCUGAACUUCAUUCUUCAUUAACCACAAAGUUGCCAGCUUUUGGAAUAACCAAAUUUAAAGAUCAUGUCUAGUAGAAAAGAAACUGUUUUAGAUCUUGCGAAGUUUGUUGACAAGGGCGUCCAAGUUAAGCUUACGGGUGGACGACAAGUGACUGGAACACUCAAAGGAUAUGAUCAGUUGCUGAACCUUGUGCUGGAUGAGGCCAUUGAAUUUUUGAGAGAUGCUGAUGACCCGCUGAAGACCACUGACCAGACUAGAAGCCUUGGCUUAAUUGUUUGUAGAGGAACAGCGGUGAUGCUUGUUUCUCCAACUGAUGGCACGGACGAGAUUGCAAACCCUUUCAUUCAGCCUGACGGUGCUUAAGUUAUUGUUGGCAGUAAUACCUCUUAACUUAUCGACAUGGUCAGUCGGAUCACGCUUACUUUUCGGUGUACUAGACUGCCAAUUUAUAUAGACAUUAACAUAACUUUUAGAUGUAAUGCCUGGUUUGCUUGAUUAUACUUCAUUUGGGAAAUAUUUGGUGUACAAAGACUCUCAUAGUUCUUCAUAAAUCCAUCAUUCUCUUAGACAAUA